CAAAAUCAUAUAGAAAAAUACUCCUAUUAUUUUUUGUAUUACAGGUAGACUAAGGGAAAGUAAAAAAUAAAAGCCAAAAUCCAACCCUAAAAUAUAAUACUUAUUCAAUUAAGACAAGAUUCUCUAUAAUUAUUUGGUACUUAACUUCCGGUGAUAGAAACUAGGAAGGAUUAUUGUUGAUCUGCAAUUCCUAAAUGUAACCAAAAACCAACACAUUUCAGACUAAGUUUUGCAAACUCUAAUUCUGAUUUCAAAUGGAGAUAACACUCCAUUCUUCAUAUUGUUCUUCUUCUUCUUCUUCUUCUUCUUCUUCUUCUUCUUCUGCUGCUGCUGCUGCUGCUGCAGUAUUCCAAUCAAUAUUGUCACUUUCCUCUAUCCAUCACCUUAAAUCUUCCAUUGUUACCUUCAGAAAUCGCAACUACUCUCAUUACAGACCUCUUACGCGUUGUCCCUUUUCUUUCUCUCAGAAAUCAAGGGCAGUUUCAUGUUCUGCAGUUGAUGGGCAACGCCGGAUUGUUAGUGUAGAGUCUCAUUUUUGCUAUGAUAAAGAAAUUCCAGAGCAAAUAAUUGAACAACCAGUUGGAUUAUCAGUCACUAAGAAAGAAAUAGGUGAUCGACCUCAUUGUGGUAAUUGCCAAGCUAAAGGCGCAGUCCUUUGUACAACCUGUGCUGGUUCAGGAUUGUAUGUUGAUUCUAUUUUAGAGUGCCAAGGCAUUGUCGUCAAAGUUCGUUGCCUAGGUUGUGGAGGUACGGGGAACAUCAUGUGUUCCGACUGUGGCGGCAGAGGCCAUUUAUGAAUUGCUACAUCCGGGUGAUAUCUGGUUUGUUUUGUUCUGUAUGUUUGUAUCAGCUGUUUGGCUAGAUUUGAUGUUUCAUUGAACAAAUUAAUAGCUAUGACUUAAUUCCUUGGUAGUUGAAUAUUUAUCUCACACUGUUCCUCCUCAAUUUUUUUUUGUUGUAUAAUUAUAUCAUCUAUUAAGCACUUUUCUCGUCUGAAAAACAAUGCACUUUUUGAAACUCCUACAUGAUUAGCUGUACAGUUGUGCUGUUUAUCUUUA
Amaranthus tricolor (Joseph's coat) is the source of this 1058-nucleotide messenger RNA. RefSeq lists its product as uncharacterized. NCBI's taxonomy places the organism in Eukaryota, Viridiplantae, Streptophyta, Magnoliopsida, Caryophyllales, Amaranthaceae. The transcript is spliced from 3 exons. The coding region runs from base 255 to 797 and encodes 180 amino acids. The record is from RefSeq and is a predicted model, not a curated record.